ACCUCGGGGCAUAAACUAAUUAAAAUUAACACUGCAGUGCACGCUUUGACAUAACCCGUUAGAACAGCGGUCCUCAGAUUAUGGCCUGUUUGGUGCCUGCCGGUGUUUUUUCCACCACAACCCUUCCGCAUUUUCCUGCUGCUCUCUGGCUGUGACGUGUCGUGCUGACGGCGGCCUCGGAGCUGGAGGAGCAGGGGGCUGUAGCAUGACAAGAUCUGGCUCCAGACGUCCUGCUUUGCUUUCAGCGGAGCUCCAGAAACAACCCAUAACCCCUCCUUCUCCGCUCCUCUCCGGCCCGCCCAAAUAACACAAAAUUCCCGACUGAAUCCUGCCCGAGUCUGGGGGAACCAGGCGGCCUGGGAAGCCGAGGUGCGGACGGAGGCCAUCCCUGCAGCAUAAAUCUGCGGUCCAGUAACAAAUGCAGUGUGAGGACAAUGGAUGAGGAUGUCACCAGGCUUGCAAUACAUUCUGAAGAGCCUAAAAUAAUAUUACACGGAUCGGAUGAGGGUGGUGCCGGCGGGCAGGAGUUUGUUGUGGAGCUUCAAGAGACUGUGUUGGUGUCAGAAGGCGAGGGGGAAGGCAUGGCAGUUCACAGGUUUGCACCAGACGAGCUAGUCAUCCAGGAUGCUGUUGAGGAUGUGGUUUCUGAAUAUGUGCACUGCGACGAAGAUGAAGAUGUCGCAGUAGAAACCUGCGUGAUGGCUCUUGAUGGUGAUGAGGAAGGUGUUGCCAUGGGUGACAUCCCUGAAGAUGGGCUGGACCCAGACCAGCAGGAGGACGACCAAGAUGGCUGUGGAGAUUAUCUAAUGAUAUCCUUGGACGAAGCUGGCAAAAUGGUGUCAGAGGAUGGAACAGAGGUAACGGUGGAGGGAGCUGUCGAAGACCAGGAAGUGGAGAAGGAUGAGGAUGGGCAGGAAGUGAUAAAGGUGUACAUCUUCAAGGCUGAUUCUGGGGAGGACGACAUGGGAGAAUCGGUUGACAUCAGCGAUGGCGACACGGAGAGUGUGGCGUUAACAGAGUCUUCAGGCCAAACGCUCAGAGAGAAGAUGGUUUACAUGUCUGUCGGGGAUUCUCAUCACAAUCAAGGGAACCAUGGUGGGUCCAAGGUGACUGAUGAGGUUUAUAUGGAGGUGGUGGUAGGAGGCGAAGAGCCAGUAACUCACGACCGCUCGUAUGACAGCGUGUCUCUAAGCAAGGACUUCAUGCCUGUGGCCUGGGCAGCUGCUUAUGGUGCGGAGGAUAGCGAGAGUUGUGAAAACCGAAACGGCGCAGCCAGCGCACUGCUGCACAUCGAUGAAUCUGACGGUGUUGAUGAAAUCAAUAGACAACGCAACAAGAGCAAGAGACGGUCGGAGCCUCGCCAGGUACAGACAGCCAUCAUCAUCGGUCCAUAUGGUCAGCCUCUCACAGUUUACCCCUGCAUGCUCUGUGGUAAAAAGUUCAAGUCACGAGGCUUCCUGAAACGCCACACCAAGAAUCAUCACCAGGAAGUUCUCACGAGGAAAAAGUACCAAUGUACAGACUGUGACUUUACCACCAACAAGAAAGCCAGCCUCCACAACCACAUGGAGGUGCACGCUUUGAGCAGCAAGGCCCCUUUCGAGUGUGAAAUGUGUGGCAAGGAGUUUCACCAGCAAGCGGCGCUGUUCUCUCACAGACUGCAGCACCACCAUCGAGAGCCCAAGAGCCAGCCACCUCCAACGCCGACCAAGAUGCAUAAAUGCAAGUUCUGUGACUAUGAGACAGCCGAGCAAGGGCUGCUCAAUCGGCACUUGUUGGCAGUACACAGUAAAAGCUUCCCCCACAUCUGUGUGGAAUGUGGAAAAGGUUUUCGACACCCUUCAGAAUUGAAGAAACACAUGCGUACGCACACGGGUGAGAAGCCUUACUCCUGCCUGUACUGCGACUACAAGUCAGCCGAUUCCUCUAAUCUCAAGACGCACAUCAAGACUAAGCAUAGCAAAGAGAUGCCAUACAAAUGUGAACGCUGUUUCCAGACCUUUGCAGAGGAGGAGGAGUUAAUGCAGCACGGACUAACACACGAGGAGAAUAAGACCCACCAUUGUGCCCACUGUGAUCACAAAAGUUCCAACUCCAGUGACCUGAAACGCCAUAUCAUCUCUGUUCACACCAAGGAUUAUCCACACAAAUGUGCCAUCUGUGGUAAAGGUUUCCACCGGCCGUCUGAACUAAAGAAGCACUCGGUAUCCCAUCGCACCAAGAAACUCCAUCAGUGCCGGCACUGCAACUUCAAAAUUGCAGACCCUUUUGUUCUCAGUCGCCAUAUCUUGUCUGUCCACACAAAGGAGCAACAGGCCUCUCCUGAAAAGACUGAGUCUAAGAGGACAGAGACACACACUCCUGUAGUGUCACCUAAGAAGUCUGCACCGAGCGCAUCCAGCGCCUCUGGCCAGGCUGGCAGAGUAAGUGCAGCCAGCUUAGCCAGCAGUGUGACUGUAGUUAUUGGCAAAGGACAAAAAGAAAGGAGAAUCUACCAGUGCCAGUACUGUGACUACAGCACCGGUGACGCUUCGGGUUUCAAGCGACACGUGAUUUCCAUUCACACUAAAGACUAUCCGCACCGCUGCGAGAUCUGUUCGAAAGGGUUCCGACGACCCUCGGAGAAGAACCAGCAUAUCAUGCGCCACCACAAGGACGUGGUGCAGGCAGAGUGACUCUGACCGAGCCAAAUACUGUGCCACAACAAAGAACAAUGUUGAAGCACCCAUCACACCCCAAUCUCUGCACCCUCAGCACAACACCAGUCACACUGAAGUAAUGUGGCCUGUGUGCGUGCUGCACUUAGUCCGUUCUGUUGUUUUGUCCUUUUUUGAUCGUCAGCCUAAUGUUUGUUCAGAAAUGUAUACACAUGUACAUAACAUUAAUGGUCUGUCCCGAGUUAGCAACAGAACCCCUCCGUAGACUUGCACUUUUAACUGCAUGUCCCUUUGCUGGUGACAGUGUGCAUGGCAGAUUGUGCAGAUGUCUCUUUGUAGAUAAACAUUUUUUUUACAUUUUGCAGGCAGCAAUCAGGUGUCAAUCACAAUGGUCCUAAUUAUGUGUCUCAAAACUUUGUGAUUUGCAAACAGUUUGCGUCAUUUUGUUAAAAUGUGCUGAACACAGCAGUAUGGAUUAGCAACCUUUUCCCAGUAGCACUUGCCAUCUUGGUAAAGAUCGUGUGUGUGUGUGUGUGUGUGUGUCCUCCCACGAUAACUACUGAUAUAAUGCAAGUACACUUCCAUUAUUCAGAGAUUGGAAUGUAAAAAGAAUAUUCAAAUAUCCUUUUCAUUAAUAAAUCACACAACAAAAAUAUAAUUAAAAUGGGCUCUGAUAACACAAAUGUGCAAUGUCUGAGCAACGCUCAAGUCUUAUGAUAGUAGGAAAACCCUGCUGUUUAUUCUGGAAUCGUGCUAGCUAAAAUGUUGGUGACAUUCUUAUGUAAACAAACGUGCAUGUGAACACAACGGGCAAUAUCGAGGUUAGCAAAAAUGAUUAUGUCCAUAUAUUGUAUGAUAAGUCGUCAACGUAAUUAUCGUGACGGGGGUGUGUGUGUGUGAGAGAGAGAGAGAGAGUGAAUGAAUGACAAACAAAGCAAGCAUCUGUUGUGCUUCCUGGUGCUCCGACCCCACCACUCUGUAACAGUGCUUUUCGUUGUGUUGUUAAAAACACAAGGCUGCCUGUGUACAGCACUCAGAGAAAGGAAACGAUCCUUCUUAGCUUCGUACACACAGGUCUUCUACGAUCAUGGAAUUAACACAAAAUACACAGUGAAAUAGUGGAUGUGUCAUGGUAGUGAAUAAAAGUUCACAUAUGCACCUAAUAUCACGAUGCGAUCAAUACCCUGUCACUUGAUUAUCAUAUACCUAUGAUAUUUCAGUUUUAAGUCAGUAAGUGUACUGUAAGGUGUUCAGAACAAGUGCCCAAAGCAGUGGAGAUGAAGCCCUGACUGACAGUAUUUUUAUCCAAUAAUGCUACCUGGAGAAUGAAAUCCCAUUAAUUUGAAAAGGCUGAUUUUUAAUUUUUUGUGAUGACCAUUAUUCCUGAUGACAAGCUUUUCGGGCGAAUGGAUUCUUUUUCUAUGAACAAGCCAAUCAUGUCAAUAUAGCUAUUAAAUCACAGAAAGCGCUCACAAGCUUUUCACAAACUCACACAAGAAAAGUUCACAUCAGUGUCCCAAUGUAACUGCCCUGAACAGGAAUCAUGCAGUGUAACUGGUGCUGCUGUUAUGAAACUUUGUACUGAACUCUUUGUUUUUCGCCCUCACAGAUGUACUUUUGCCAGUAGAAAGGGAAAAUGUAUAUCUUUUUUUUUUUUUUUUAGACGCAAAUUCAAAAGACAGGUGCUGGUGGUGUACUUGUACUAUGGCUUUUUACCUUUUUGUUAUCACCUGUGAUUAUUCCUGUUUUUAUAUUUAUUUCAUUUACAAGUUGUUGUAUAGUUAAGUGUAACUAGACUUCUAUGGGACGUAAAUUAUUGUUUUGUAUACAAAUCUGUACAAAGCGUGUAGAUGUAAACACUUGAUAAAAGGAAAUCUGAACUGUGUUGUUAUGGAUGUACUUCAACGUAUUUGUUAAAAAAGGUAAUAAAAUCAAAGUAUUUUAGCCGUUUGUGUUCUAUUGGCCCACAAAGAUGUGUUUUACUUAUUGUUAAGUCACUGUUCUGAAUUAAACGGCUGUCUUCGAAGUAA
Molecule: messenger RNA, 4687 nt
Organism: Cottoperca gobio
Lineage: Eukaryota; Metazoa; Chordata; Actinopteri; Perciformes; Bovichtidae
Product: zinc finger Y-chromosomal protein 1
Biological process (GO): regulation of DNA-templated transcription
Cellular component (GO): nucleus
Molecular function (GO): DNA binding; metal ion binding
Source: RefSeq, a predicted model, not a curated record